Molecule: messenger RNA, 1761 nt
Organism: Aplysia californica (California sea hare)
Lineage: Eukaryota; Metazoa; Mollusca; Gastropoda; Aplysiida; Aplysiidae
Product: cytochrome P450 2U1
Exons: 5
Coding region: 175-843 (222 amino acids)
Biological process (GO): xenobiotic metabolic process
Cellular component (GO): cytoplasm; intracellular membrane-bounded organelle
Molecular function (GO): iron ion binding; heme binding; oxidoreductase activity, acting on paired donors, with incorporation or reduction of molecular oxygen, reduced flavin or flavoprotein as one donor, and incorporation of one atom of oxygen
Source: RefSeq, a predicted model, not a curated record
AAUUCUUCUGACGCAAACAUAACAAUAAUAAAAACAUUGUAAACCAAAAGGAAAAAAAAAGUUUUAUGUUUUGUAUUCUCUGGUUUCCCUCAUAGGGAUAAUUUUGUGGAGCCAAUUAGAAAAAAUUUGGAUGACAACAACACUGAUAGCCUGAUAGCUGAGUACAUUCGAGAGAUGAGGAAGAGGCAAGCAAGUGGCACUGCUACGACCAUGGACGAUGGGAACUUGAUACGACUGAUUAUCAAUCUGUUUGCGGCUGGGACCGAGACAUCCAGCACCACCAUUGUUUGGUUUGUCUUGUUCAUGCUUCACCAUCCAGAUGUCUUGGCAAAGAUAUAUAAGGAAAUUGAAGACGUUGUGGGAAGAGAGCGAGCGCCUUCUAUCCGGGACAGGACUAAACUGAACUAUCUGAAUGCUUGCAUCAUGGAGACUCAGAGAUUAGGCAGUAUUGUGCCCUUUAGCCUUCAGCAUUCGUGUAUCAAAACGACAACUGUUGGUGGAUACACAAUCCCACAAGGCACUGUGAUCAUGCCCAUUCUGGACUUUGUGCUGCGCUUUGAUAAAUCUUGGGGUGACCCUCACAACUUCCGUCCUGAGAGAUUUUUGGAUGAUAGCGGAAACUUGAAAGUCUUUAACGAAUUUGUGCCAUUUUCAUUGGGUCGUCGGGUCUGUCUGGGCAAGUCCAUGGCCAAGAUGGAGCUCUUCCUCUUCCUGGCCGGGAUCUGCCAACGGUUUGACAUACAACCUGCUGUGAAGGGUCAACUCCCACCUCUCAAAGGCGUCUUUGGCCUUGCAGUUACUCCAGAAGCUUAUGAAGUGAGAUUUGUUGAGAGAGAAAUGUAAUAUUCAUUAGAACGGUUUCAUGUCAAAAUGUGACCAUUCGUUUUCUGGUUUUGAGAAAAAAAAUGAAGGUUUAUGUUCUUCUCCCACUUACUGAAUAAUCUUGAGCAAAUUUGGAUUUAGAUUAAACAUGAUGUAAGGAUAAGUUGACAUUUGCUAAUUGAUGAAAUCAAAGUUGGAUUCUUAUCCUAUAAAUUAAAGAAAUCUUCACAUAUUUUGGACAAAAUGCCACAUCGACCACAAGCGAAUUCACGUGACCCGAGGAAAGAACUUCAUUGAUGUGCAAAGGAUAUAUCGCAGUUUGUCAAGAAAGGUCUACCAUUUUUGUAGUGUUUUGUAAAAAAAAAAGAAAAAAAGCCUAACUUUCUGCAGUUCUUUUUAAGAAGAAAAAUGGCGAUUUUUGGAGAAAAAACCCCAUUGGCUCUGGAAUGUAUCACCUUGCUAGUGACGGCAGCACUAUUUUCGGCCAAACUUCAAAAAUGGCGUUUAAAUUGUCCCAUUUUGUCGCAAAACUGUUUAUUUAUUUUAUCCACUGUUUGGAACUACGGUACUGCAGUCUUUUGAUAUCGGAAAAGUGUUCUAUUUUAAUUUAUAAAUAUAUUUCUAUGUUGUUAAACUUACUUGAGGGGACUCUUAUGGUCUUGAGGUAUGGAGUUUGCCUCUCAUUCAAUAAGUCCCAGGUUCAAAACCUGACAGCGACGGAAAAUGUUCUUUUCUAAAAUUGUAUCCUUUCACCUCCUUUCCUGCUCUCUAACCAUGAAUCUGUCUUCUGCUCUCGUCUCCACUUUCCGCCAACUACCCUGUCCUUCCCCACUCCUUUGCUUCCUUCUUACUGGUGUCUUUCUUAUUGAUCCAAAAUCGAUAAGAGUAGGCUCGGCCAUGACCAGGGCAAAAUUCAAAAUUAAUUCCUACCAAAUUGAA